Asterias rubens (European starfish) is the source of this 1298-nucleotide messenger RNA. Its product is annotated as kynurenine formamidase-like. Gene Ontology annotation, molecular function: hydrolase activity. Bases 121 to 1029 code for a protein of 302 amino acids. NCBI's taxonomy places the organism in Eukaryota, Metazoa, Echinodermata, Asteroidea, Forcipulatida, Asteriidae. The record is from RefSeq and is a predicted model, not a curated record. The transcript is spliced from 12 exons.
CUUUCUUACCAACAAACAACAUUCAUGAUCUGAGAAAAGGACCGGGGAAUUCGGAAGAAACCACUGAGCCAAACUUUUGGUUGAGAUUUAUUAGAUUUAUCUCCGCCGGGAAGGAAAAACAUGAUGGAACCUGAUGAUAUUGACUGGGAAAGCUUGUCUCAGAAGGAUCUUGAAUACUAUUUAUCACCAUCCAAAUGCAGUAAUCGUCAUGGACCAGAUCACAUGCUGAAACACUUUACAGACACAAUCACUGAAGGGAGUGAUGCCACACGCAGAUGCACAGUUCAUGAGUCAAACAUUCCAUAUGGAGAUGAAACCAAGAAGCAAACGCUUGAUCUGUAUCUACCAGAACAUCAAACUGAAGAUGCCCCAGUACUCGUCUUCUUUCAUGGUGGUUAUUGGCAGGCCCUCAGCAAAGAAAUUUAUGGUUUAGUGGCCAUGCACCCGGUUAAAAAAGGCGCCGUUGUUGCAUCUGUUGGUUACACCAUUGCCCCAGAGGGGACCUUAGAGCAGAUGUUGAAGGAAGUUGAGCAAGCUUUCGUCUUCAUAGCGAGAAAGUUUCCCAAAUCAAGAGGGUUUUAUUUAUGUGGCCACUCUGCUGGGGGUCAACUCGGCGCCAUGAUGCUUACAAUUGAUUGGUCAGAAAAAUAUGGAUUUCCAAAAGAUUUAAUCAAAGGUGGUUUUUUUAUUUCUGGGGUGUUUGAUUUGAGGGCGAUAUCGCAAUCCUAUGUGAAUGAACCGCUCAAGUUAACACGGGAAGAAGCGUAUAGAAUCAGUCCCUUAGCACCAGAGAAUCUCUCCAAGGCUAUCCAACUAUCAAGCCACUGCAGAGUGGUCAAUGUGUGUGGAGGGUGUGACGCAAAGUUUUUUGGGCUGUGGACCAGGGACUAUACAAAAGAGCUUGCCAAGAAUGGUGUCAACGCUACCUAUAAACUCUUCCCAGAAAUGGAUCAUUUUGAGCCUGUAGAGAGGCUAGUAGAAGAAGACUUUAUAAUUACAAAGAUGUUGUUGGACGUCAUGUCACUGUGAGAGUGCUUCAAGCGAAGGAUCCAACAAGGAUGAAUCUGAUGCAGUUUGGGAGUCAUUAAAUCAUCACACACAGGUGUUCAGUCUAAGAGCCCCAGACAGCCUGUGGAUUUUCAGGCCUAGAGUCUCAUCUUUGAGAAUGCAAGGGCAAUUUCCAUUUUGCAGUGGGUGCUUCCAGCUCUGAUACUUCACUGCGGCAACGAAGGUGAUUGCCUCCAUGCCCCCUGGUCAUUUCCUUGGUGCCCUUGAAAUGCUCCAGUAGAAAUUUACAA